This is a messenger RNA of Aphanomyces astaci, 1547 nucleotides long. RefSeq lists its product as hypothetical. The record is from RefSeq and is a predicted model, not a curated record. Bases 119 to 1462 code for a protein of 447 amino acids. The transcript has a single exon. NCBI's taxonomy places the organism in Eukaryota, Oomycota, Saprolegniomycetes, Saprolegniales, Verrucalvaceae.
CCCGUAUAUACUAUUUGGAAGGUUAUUCGACCUACCAGAUGGUGAGGAACUUCCCAGAGCGAUUUGACAAGCGCAGCGCACACUAUCCUCUCGAGCUCCGACGACAGCUCUCCACGACAUGCACUUGUCCAAGGUCCUGAGUGCCCUCGCGGGAUCCAUGCUUCUCUUAAUGGACGAGUCUUCCUCGACAGCACAUGCGUCGCCCCUCAUGGGGAUGAAGAAGCUCAAAUGCAAGAAGCUCGUGUACGUGUGUGAGGACGGCUUCACCAAAGUGUAUCCGAAUCCGUUCAACGGAUGUGAGUUUGACUUGUGUCCUGAGGACAUGGUGACCGACGAAGAUGACAGGGGCGAGGAGGACGUGGAUGGUGACGUUGAUGAUGACGAUGACGACGAAGGAUCAUCCGAGGACGACGAGGUCAACGAUCCAGUCGUGUGCAAGAAAGUCGUGCACACGUGCGCCGACGGCCGAACCAAAGUCCAUCCGAAUCCGUUGAACGAUUGCGACUUCGAUCCCUGCCCCGAAGACGUUGCCGCCGAGGACGAUCGCGACGACAUCACGAUUGAAGACCUCAUCGACGAGGACGCCACCACCACCGUCGCGCCCCCCGUCACAACAUCCACACAACAUCACGCCGAAUCCGACAUUGACGACGACGACGACAACCGAGACCCAGACAAGCCGCACACAACCACCGUCGUCCACCCCCCAACUUCCUCUACGACCACCGCCGCGCCGAAAGCAGUGGUGUGGACGUCCAUCGAUGCGUCGAAAGCUCCCGCGGCCGUGCAAGACGCUGUCCAACUCGCGUUUGCCCUGUACAACUCCACGUCAAUCUGCGACAAGUUGAUCUUGUACUACGACUCGAUCGAAGCACACAACGAGACCACAUCCCUACCAAAGCAGCAUCACUUGAAGAAGGACAAAAAAGUACAUAGCACCUUUCACGUGGUGGUAAACGUCGACUGCUACCUUCUCGGGGUCAAGGAAGUCGGCGGCAAGUUCAUUUUGAACUUGGAGCAACACGGUGUGAACGAAGCGCAGCCGUACCAGCUGACCGACUGCGCGCACUUGGAAACGUGGAGUGAAUUGAGCAACUGGCUCGCCGUGCGCAACAACGUCGGGUACUGCGAAACCCCUCGGCAAAAGAAACGCUUCGACCUGCAGCCCCUGCGAUACGUGCACUACCAAGCCAAGACGCUGACCUUGUUGGACACGGUGGUGCGCAACAAAAACUACCUGGCGAUUGUGGCGGCCGUCGCCGGAGCUACCGCGGCACUUCUCUUGCUCGUGACGGUGGUGCUGCUGCGUCGGCGAUACUGUGGCUACCGCAAACUCAAAAUGGACGGCGGGGACGAAUCCCCCGACGGUACCCUGGGGGACGAAGACGCAGGCGUCAAACUUACCCCCCCAACCAAACGGCAACCUCCUGCCAAGGCUGCUACUGCCAGUACCUUUUUGUAAAGCAAACUAUUAUUGACAACCUACAUAUUAAGCACACAAGAGGGCUCACAUGUACAUGUACAUACUUGGAAGUUGUACAUAUUCA